Molecule: messenger RNA, 1623 nt
Organism: Equus quagga
Lineage: Eukaryota; Metazoa; Chordata; Mammalia; Perissodactyla; Equidae
Gene: TWF2
Product: twinfilin actin binding protein 2
Exons: 9
Coding region: 127-1176 (349 amino acids)
Biological process (GO): regulation of lamellipodium assembly; positive regulation of neuron projection development; actin filament depolymerization
Cellular component (GO): actin filament; myofibril; cytoplasm
Molecular function (GO): actin monomer binding; actin filament binding
Source: RefSeq, a predicted model, not a curated record
CGCGGCUGGGCGGCCGCCGCCACAUCCUCCCCUUCCUCCUCCUCCCGGUCCAAGCCAGCCGAGUGGGGCCAGGGCCAGGGCCGAGCCGAGGGCUCCGAGGGUGCGGGCGGAGCGAGGCACAGAGCCAUGGCGCACCAGACGGGCAUCCACGCCACUGAGGAGCUGAAGGAAUUCUUUGCCAAGGCACGGGCUGGCUCUAUCCGGCUCAUCAAAGUCGUCAUUGAGGACGAGCAGCUUGUGCUGGGUGCCUCACGGGAGCUGGCGGGCUGCUGGGACCAGGACUAUGACAGGGCUGUGCUGCCGCUGCUGGAUGCCCAGCAGCCCUGCUACCUGCUCUACCGCCUGGACUCGCAGAACGCCCAGGGCUUCGAGUGGCUCUUCCUCGCCUGGUCACCUGAUAAUUCCCCUGUGCGACUGAAGAUGCUGUAUGCAGCCACACGAGCCACAGUGAAGAAGGAGUUUGGGGGCGGCCACAUCAAGGAUGAGCUCUUUGGGACUGUGAAGGAUGACCUCUCCUUUGCUGGGUACCAGAAGCACCUGUCGUCCUGUGCGGCACCUGCCCCGCUGACCUCGGCCGAGAGAGAGCUUCAGCAGAUCCGUAUUAAUGAGGUAAAGACAGAGAUCAGUGUGGAGAGCAAGCACCAGACCCUACAGGGCCUCGCCUUCCCACUGCAGCCUGAGGCCCAGCGGGCACUUCAGCAGCUCAAGCAGAAGAUGAUCAACUACAUCCAGCUGAAGCUGGACCUGGAACGGGAGACAAUCGAGCUGGUGCACACAGAGCCCACGGAUGUGGUCCAGCUGCCCUCGCGGGUGCCCCGAGAUGCUGCCCGCUACCACUUCUUCCUCUACAAGCAUACCCAUGAGGGUGACCCCCUCGAGUCUGUGGUGUUCAUCUACUCAAUGCCGGGGUACAAGUGCAGCAUCAAAGAGCGCAUGCUCUACUCCAGCUGCAAGAGCCGCCUCCUCGACUCUGUGGAGCAGGACUUCCAGCUGGAGAUCUCCAAGAAGAUUGAGAUUGGCGACGGGGCAGAGCUGACGGCCGAGUUCCUCUAUGACGAAGUGCACCCCAAGCAACAUGCCUUCAAGCAGGCCUUCGCCAAGCCCAAGGGCCCAGGGGGCAAGCGGGGCCACAAGCGCCUCAUCCGUGGCCCCGGCGAGAAUGGGGAUGACAGCUAGGUGGCGGGCCCUGAGCCAAGCUGGCGUGUGGACUGUGAGGCCACCUACCCUCCACCCCUCUGCUCACGGCCACCUCCCUCCUUCCCAGCCUGGGCUCUGGGAGUGGGGGUUGCCUCUCAUGAAGCAGGAAGGCUGGUGACUGAACACUUUUGCAGCUUCCAAGGGCCACUGGGCUGGCAUUUUGUGACACCCCCCCUUGCCACUGCUGUCACUGCCUUUCAUCUGUGUGCCCAGGGCAUCUGGGGACCCUGCCUGGCUAGCUCAAGGGGCUGGAUGGGGGCCCUGGCAUGAGCCUGGCCCCCAGGGGAACUGCGACUAGGGUCCCAGCACAGCCCAGAAGCCUUUGGCCACAAGGGGUGGGGUCAAUCAGGGCUGGGGCAGGGGAUCACUGCAGGACAAGAUGGUUGAAUGCUGUAUUUUUUAAAGAAUAAAAUAUUUUUAAAUCAA